CUCUCUUUCAAGACAUGACGACACCCAAUGAGCUAGCACAGCUUGACGUUGUUAGUAAUGGAGAAACAUUUCAUCUGGAGGGUCAUCUGUGUUCUCUUUCUGCCUUUUCCCAUGUUCCUGCACAUCGGGAUUUGCCGAAAGACAGAACAUAUUUUAACUCUUCUGAGAAGAAACAAGGAAAUCCUUGCAUAUAUGAUUCAAUCUUUUCUAAAGAGGAUGAUUUCAAUCCAAAGCUUCAUCGCAGUGAUCGCAGGCAUGAUAAACUUAUUGGAUUGGAAAUAAACCAAGAAGUUGUAUUGAUGCCAUUAAUAACUUCAGAGGAAAAACAGAAUGUGUCUGAUUUACCGAUGGAUUGAACUUUGGAAUAAUUUCAAGUGUGACCAGAGAUAAUCUUUAAACAUCCAAUUGCAUAUUUCACAGCUAAAUAAAGUAUCACGAUCUUAAGUCCCAAACAUUAUAGGACUGAGACCGGCUGUUUAUGUUCUAUAGAAUAUAUAUUACGGGAACUACUACCACUCUCCGCUUUGCUGAAGCCAUUGCAAUUAAGAAACUGAAACCGGACUUAUGCAUCCAAAAAGAGACUUUAAUAAACUUAUCACUACCCUGGUAAUCCUUUUGUUUCUGUUUGUUUUGUGUUUUGGUUAUUUUAUUCAUUUACUUAUUCUAAGAUCAUUUAUAUCCCCCCCUAUUACCGAAUUCUUAAAAUAAAAUAAAUUUUAUUCACACAUUUCCGUCACCUGAUCCUCUUAAAUCAUCUUAACUUUCCAAACCC
Schistosoma intercalatum is the source of this 772-nucleotide messenger RNA. The record is from the annotation of a GenBank genome assembly. Lineage: Eukaryota; Metazoa; Platyhelminthes; Trematoda; Strigeidida; Schistosomatidae.